This is a messenger RNA of Plectropomus leopardus (leopard coralgrouper), 1252 nucleotides long. NCBI's taxonomy places the organism in Eukaryota, Metazoa, Chordata, Actinopteri, Perciformes, Serranidae. The record is from RefSeq and is a predicted model, not a curated record.
GUGAUUGCUGCAAAGCUCAACUGCAUGACUGAGAUCAUUAAAUCUGAGCAGCUCUGGGGGUAAAGAAGUAUGCCUCAGUAGAUAAACACAUCCAGGAUUGCACUUUGGUCAGAGUUUCAAAAUAAGGCGUCUCGCUGGCAGAAUUGUGUGAGAAAACAGAAGCAUUAUGGCACAAUUUGACUGCACAGAUGAAAACUGUUGGAGCAGCAGCAUUCUCACCACUCUACACUCCUACUUUGGAGAUCCAGUGAAUAAUCUGAUUUCACGAAUCCAGGACAUGACAACAAGAGAUCAGCUUUCAUCAGAGUUUUCUUGUCUGGAAAACAAUGCAGAGGACACUGGAGGCCUUGAUGGGAGCAGUGGCUCCCUGAAUGAGCCUGAGGAUUGCAGUCCUCCCACAGACAUAUCUUCAGCUCUGAGGUCAGUGGCUUUAAUGCGCACAUUGGAUUUGAAAAAAAUGCACUGCUUAAGUGUGCCCAAGCUGUUCCCAGUCCCUCAACCUGAGGAGGACAGUCCAACUCUGUCUCCAGUAGAGGAUCAGGAUGAAAGUACUGAAGGGGCAGCAGAUCCAGCUGAGGAGGAAGUGAUAAGUUUCACAUUCCAGUCAAAGUACAUUGAUUUCUUCCCACUGUAUCAGGACUACUGUCUGCAAGAGAUCCGAGAUGAUCUGCACAGACUGAGCAAGAGUUUUGUGUCUGAACUGAUCGCGCCUCAGUACCUGCAGGGUCUGCAGUCCCGUCUUGUUGCUCAAUGCGGCUCUGAGGCUGCUUCCCCUCAGCUAAACUCUCCUGAGGUGCCUCCGUCCUCGCCUCCACCUCAUCCAGUCAGGGUGAUUCCAAGUACCCUUUGGCAAGAUUUAGUGGAGGUGAAGGCGUCUGGUCUGCUGAGGAGCUUGACAAACAGGGAGAUUCGCCUUCAGGAGGUGUGGAAAGCUCUUUCAUUGCAUGCAUUACACUUUAUCAUAAUCAAUACGCUGCAUUCAGUAACAGAGCUGUUGCUGUUCACUUUUUCAAAAACCUCAAGCCAGUGCCAUCUAGCUCUAGUUUUUGAGCUUCCUGAGUAACAGUAAUGUUAAGAUGACUGAAAUUGUUUUUUGUCAUUGCUAAAUGUAAUAUGAUUUGUGAAAAAAAAACAAGAAAAUAUAGAAAUGUUUGCCCUUUGUAUUUGUAUCAGUAACAGUAGCUUCUGUUAUGAAUAAGAAAGGGGUAUUUUAAGUUUUUCUUCUUCCUGCCCCCGUUUGUUCACUGAAUGU